Molecule: messenger RNA, 1074 nt
Organism: Mesocestoides corti
Lineage: Eukaryota; Metazoa; Platyhelminthes; Cestoda; Cyclophyllidea; Mesocestoididae
Source: the annotation of a GenBank genome assembly
AUGGACAAGUCACCCUCCAGUUUUCCGGUUAAAAGUGAUGCAUCUGAGUCACAAAUCCCCACAAAUCUCGGGGAUUAUUUUGGGAGGGCCUGCGAAGCACUUAAGAUAUCUGGAAUAUCAUCUACUAUCGGUCCUGCUAAGCUUCUUGAAUUGAUUUAUGCAUCAGCUUCGAAGGCCCUUUCGACUUGUCCACCCAACUAUUUGGGAAAGCCAAUGCUUCCUGUAGAUGGCCUCUCAGACAAACUUUGGUCGCAAGUUUGCCACAUUGGUGAAAUCCUCCAAUUGGAAUACAGCAGUCGACGGGAGACCCUCAUUAAGCGCGCUGAUUGUACCGUACAGAGCUUCAAGUGGUCCGACAGAGUGAAAUCUAAACAGGAGACAAUAGCGGCUGCCUACAACCCACUAAGGUCAGUUAUGCAAGUGAAUCCCCACAUGGACAUUGUGCCUCAGCUCCUGGCUGCUCGCGACGUCAACUUGCUAUUAUCUGAAAAGACCUCUGGCACGUCGGCACGACUCUUCACAUCGUGUCCGCUGAACCGAAUUCUCAUGGCCGGUCAAGUUCCCGACCGUGGGGGUCGAGCCUGGGAACUUGAGGCGCCUCCUCCUGAGAUGCCAUCGUUUCAGAAACGCCAAGGUCAGGGGUAUAGCGCGCGAGGAUCAGGCGGUGGAGGUCGUGGGCACGGCGGAGGUUCAAAUCGCGGCAGCGGCGGCGUCUUGGGCGGUGGACGCAAAGGCAGUGGUGGUGGUGGCGGCAGCACCUACGCCUCGCAGCCCCAGUCUGGCUUCUCUUUCACUUGUCCUGACGCCUUCGAUGUUCUACAGAGUGAUGUCACCUUUCAGUUCCUGCUUACCCUAGAACAACUGCUUGUAUUCUGUCCAACCGUGAUUUCCACUGGGUGGUUGUCACACUCGUUGGUUUCGGACCACCCAACUAGGAUCCGAAUAAGAUCUCAGCAAGCAGAAAUUCGUGGAACGGCACGCCACAGUUUUUCUCUGGGCGCGGUGGACGGGGACGUGGGAGGGGAAAUCGCGCUCGCUGAACCCUUCCGUCACACGCGGAACCAACUCAACUAA